AUGUCUGCGACUGUGCCUAGAAACUUCAGGCUCCUUGAGGAGCUUGAGAAAGGAGAGAAGGGUCAGGGUGCAGAGGCUUGCUCUUACGGUCUUGCGGAUGGAGAGGAUAUGAUGAUGAGCAACUGGAAUGGAACAAUCCUCGGUCCUCCUCACGUUGGUUCACCCCACUACUUUGCUUACCGUCGCGUGCCUGCAACCACUAACACUAGACUGGAUCAGAGCGUUCAUGAGAACCGGAUAUACAGCGUUAACAUCCACUGCGGACCCGAAUACCCGGACAAGCCCCCCACGAUUCAAUUCAUCUCGCAAGUCAAUGUUCCCUGUGUCGACCAGCGAAGUGGAAAGGUUGACCCGACAAAGCUCCCUUGCCUUGCUCAGUGGAAGCGCGAAUUUACCAUGGAGACCGUCCUGAUUGACCUUCGCCGAUACAUGGCUCUGCCCCAGCAUAAGAAGCUGUCUCAGCCGCCAGAGGGUUCGACUUUUUAA
Messenger RNA from Penicillium longicatenatum, 486 nucleotides. RefSeq names its product E2 ubiquitin-conjugating protein MMS2. The transcript has 4 exons. Bases 1 to 486 code for a protein of 161 amino acids. Lineage: Eukaryota; Fungi; Ascomycota; Eurotiomycetes; Eurotiales; Aspergillaceae. Gene Ontology annotation, cellular component: nucleus. Gene Ontology annotation, biological process: DNA damage tolerance; protein K63-linked ubiquitination. The record is from RefSeq and is a predicted model, not a curated record.